AAAAAAAAGAGGAAAAAGAGAGAGAAGAGGAAACUGUAGGGAAGGGAUCGGCGAAGGAAAAAACACACGCCAAUUGCCAUAAACGGAGUACGGUGGGGGGGUUUUGUUGUUCUUCAGAGAGAGAUUGAGAGAGAGCUGAAGGCGAUUCAUCGUUUUUCUACGGAUACAGAGCUUCGGAGAUCUAUAUCCAUGUCGUUGAAUUGUUAAUUUCGCCAUUGUAUAUCCCAUACGAGUCGGUCCAACUUCAUUUCGCCUCCGCGCCGGUCACUGCAAUGGUGGUCUGCAAAUGCCGCAAGGCCACGAAGUUGUACUGUUAUGUGCAUAAGGUUCCCGUAUGUGGAGAAUGCAUUUGUUUUCCAGAACACCAAAUAUGCGUGGUUCGUACCUAUUCAGAAUGGGUAUUGAAUGGUGAUUAUGACUGGCCUCCAAAUUGCUGCCUGUGUCAUGCUAUACUCGAGGAAGGAAGUGGUCCUCAAACUACUCGAUUGGGAUGUUUACAUGUUAUACAUACGGAUUGCUUGGUCUCACAUAUCAAGGGCUUUCCUCCAUCCACUGCCCCUGCUGGAUAUGACUGCCCCGCCUGUUCCAUUUCGAUAUGGCCUCCUAAGAAUAUUAAAGAUUCAGGAUCUCGUCUGCAUGUAAAGCUGAAGGAAGCUAUCUUGCAGACUGGUCUGGAAAAGAAUUUGUUUGGAAAUCAUCCAGUUGGAUUAUCAGCAACAGAAUCACGUGGUCCUCCCCCUGCCUUUGCCUCAGAUCCCUUGGUUUCAUCUUCAGGAGAUGCACACAACAAUAAGAGCUCAUUAAACUCAAUAGCAAACACUGAGUCGAAUAUGGCUGAAGAAGGGUUAUCCGCCACAACUGUGGCUGGAUCUUCCAAAACAAGCACUGGAGAUAUUGUAGAGAUUGAAAUACCUGGUUCGGAAGGGAAUUUUGUGAAAAGCUCAAGUCCUUCAGGCCCUGUUGCUACUACAAGAAAAGGUGCAGUCAAUUACGACAGGCAAAAUUCUGAAAUUUCAUAUUAUGCUGAUGAUGAAGAUGGUAACCGUAAGAAGUACAUUCGUAGAGGUCCAUUUAGGCACAAGUUUCUUAGAGCACUACUUCCUUUUUGGUCAACUGCAUUGCCUACUCUACCUGUGACUGCACCUCCGCGUAAAGAUGCAUUAAAUGCCAAUGAUGUCAGUGAAGUUCGUGCUCGGCACCAAAGACCCUCUAGAAUGGAUCCGAGAAAAAUUCUUCUUGUCAUAGCAAUCAUGGCAUGCCUGGCAACCAUGGGUAUUUUGUACUACAGACUUGUACAACGAGGUAUUGGAGAAGAGUUCGUGGAUGACGAGCAGCAACAAGCAUGACAAAACCGAAUCAUAUUUGAAGAGGUUUAUAUCUUUUGGCUCUUACCAGUGCUUCUAUAUGCUGUUAGAAUCAGACCUAUUAUGAGAGCACUGUAAGUAAUCUUUUACUUGAGGCUUUUCUGCCCCACAGUGAGGUGAAGUUUUUUCUUUUAUUUGAGCCUUUUUGUCAUCUUACAACUCUACUCUUGAUGUUCCUUCACAUGUAUGGAUUGUGGAUUGGAGAAUUAGGUUGAAGAAAAGAUCUUUGAUUGGAACUAAUUUAUUUUGUAAUUACUCACAGUCAAUAAGCUUACAUAAUAGGUCUUUUUAUUUACUGAGAUGUGGUAAUCCCAGAUUCUAGUCUCCAUUAGAUUUGAUUUUCGAAUCAAAUCAUUAGAACUGAUGGAUUUGAUUUCUUGAAGAACUGAAUAUGAACCAUUGGAUUCUAAAAA
Momordica charantia (bitter melon) is the source of this 1777-nucleotide messenger RNA. Its product is annotated as RING/U-box superfamily protein. The record is from RefSeq and is a predicted model, not a curated record. Gene Ontology annotation, cellular component: Golgi apparatus. Lineage: Eukaryota; Viridiplantae; Streptophyta; Magnoliopsida; Cucurbitales; Cucurbitaceae.